Molecule: messenger RNA, 1734 nt
Organism: Ruditapes philippinarum (Manila clam)
Lineage: Eukaryota; Metazoa; Mollusca; Bivalvia; Venerida; Veneridae
Product: spermatogenesis-associated protein 6-like
Exons: 15
Coding region: 144-1541 (465 amino acids)
Biological process (GO): spermatogenesis
Molecular function (GO): myosin light chain binding
Source: RefSeq, a predicted model, not a curated record
GGUGCAAUAUGAUUGGUCAGUAAAAGGGCGUCCUUGGAAUCAGCGCAACGGGACAGAAGUCUCGAUUGUUUUUAUAAUACUUGUCAUUUUUUUAACAAUUUACACCAGUUUGUCUGCUUAUAAGAACAAUAAGGGGAAAAACUAUGCCUCGUCGUGCUUUGCGCUGUGUUGUUGAUUUAGAUUUAGCUAGGGUAUCGGCUCCUGGUGUAUGGCUGCCUAGCAGAGAAGACUUAUACAUUAGUAUCAGUGUAUUUGGGCAGUACAGAAAUACUCGAAAUGUUACAUCCAUUUUUCCAAUGAUCUUACAUGAACCAUUUAGAUUUGAAAAGACAUAUUACACAGCAGUUGAUCCACAAGAUGUAGCAGAAUUUCUUGAAGAUGAGUUGGUUGUGAUUGAACUAUUACAGUACUCGGAUUACUCUGAUGGUGCCGUCAGACUUGCCUCAUACUCCACAAGUGCUAGAGAAUUUCUUUUCCCAUAUCCAUCUCUCUGUCCAUCAUACACAUCUGCCUGCAGGGAAAUACUCCUUUCCAGAACCAUAGCUUGGCCUGGUAUAUCUCCUAAACUUGAAUUUACAACAAAGACUGUUAUUAAAGAGUCACAGUCGCCAGAACUUGAUGCCCUUGAAGAUGCUCUAGAGGAAGAAAAGUUGGCAAGGCGUGCCCGCUCCAGGUCUAGGUCCAUGUCACGAACCAGAGGUCGUUCAAUGUCCAGGUCAAGAUCUAGGACAAGAACAUGCAGAUCUUUGACUGAGGACAUUCCAGACAGUUUGUGCAUCACAAUAUCUAGAUCUAGGUCGUAUUCCUCCGACUCUGACUCAGCUUUGGAGAGUUACGACUCCGACCCAUCUUACAUGAGGCCAACGAUAUCAUCUAUUUUUCGUUCCAGGUCCAAGUCUGGGGUACGUAAGUCUUACGCUGAUGAAAGUUUAUCCGACACUGAAGGUGGAAAUAAGGCACCAUUUGUUGUGCGGCAUUUGGAGGAUAGCUUAAUAGGCAGAAAACCUGGUGCCCCUGCAUUGAAGGGACAGAAAAAGAAGAAAAAAUCCAAGAGAUCUUCCUCCCGACCAUCAAGUGCUCUUAGUGGAUAUGAUAGCUAUGAUGAUUUACCAAGACUCACACCUCGAUUACAAAUAAAAGAGGUGAUCAGAGAUGCAUCAGGUUCCCUGCCAGUUUAUACAACCAAAUAUGUCUCCGAUGAUGAAGAUUUAGAAGUUGCUGAAUUGACCUCAAAACCAAGUUACCUUACAACACCACGUCCACGCUCUGCCAGCCCAUUCCUAUACAGACCAAGCUUCAGUAGCCGCUUCUCACGCCCAGUUUCCCCAGCACUCUCCGCUGCUGAAAGGCUUGAGGUUGAACUUGCAGUAGAACGUGCCAGAGCCAGGGCAAGAGCCCGCGCUCUCAUUAGAGCUAGAAGUCCAUCACCAAUUAGAUCAUACACUCCUUUAUCACAUUCAUUGAGUGGUUCACUGGAUGAUCUUGAGAUAGACACAUUGCUCGCGUCCAGGAGACAAGUUUAUCCGCUCAGUUUGGAUUGAAAAUCCUGAAAUUAUUCAAUAGUUGGGUACAUUUAGACGCGGGCCAGUAUUGGACUCAAAGAGCUGCAGAAUUAACUGGAACAUCUCAUAAACAAGUUUUUAAAGAUAAUAUGAAUAAAUUAUAUAAUGGACUUUUAAGAAAUGCUGUUAAUCAUCAAAGAAAAGUAGAAAAAAAUAAAUGGUAAAAAAAUGA